CUGACGUACGGUUUCCCGAGUACACCAAGUAGAAACUCGAUAUGACAACUGAUAAAAGUCAACCAGGUGUUAUUAAAAAUGUUAACCCGGUCAUUGAUCAACUGUGAUCGAUCUGUGAUCGAUAAGUGAAAUCUAAUUUUCCAUUUUGGAACCGCGAUUGGCGGCGCAAGAUCAAUGAAGAAUGCCCGGUAUCAAAGCCGUCACCUGAAGCAGGUAGAGUUCGGAACAGGCUGAUAAGGCAAACAGAGUGGAGCUUCGACAAAACUGGAUACACCGUUUUGUAGUGCAGACUGGAAUUUUAUGUGUAAUACACCAUCUAUGUAUCUAUAGACUGGGGGUGAGAUUUGUGUAUAUUAAAGGAUUAUAUUUUUUUAGCCUAAUUCCCGCUUUGUUCCAUAAGAAGGAAACGCGAGGACCGGCGAACACCAUAGGCGAUGUUUUAUCGCAAUUAACGAUAUAUAGGAAAAUGAUAUUAAUUAAUUUCUAUAUCAAUUAAUCAUUAGUAAGUGCUUAAUGGACGAAGAAGUGAAAAACUUGGCAUCAAAUUACUAAUUUUCGAAGACUUUCCAACAGGAUUAAUUUUUUUUUAAUCGUAGAACAAAGCUCUAAAUGCAAUUGCACACCACGUGAUUGGACCAUUUUUUUCACGUAUUCUUAAUCAAAGGAAAAUGCUUUUGUCACCCAUUAUGCGUCACAUGCGUUUCUUUCCAAAUUCUAACAGAGAAGAUAAGUGAAAUAUUCUGUGAAAUAUAUUUUAACCGUUUGCAAUGCCGGCAUUGGAGGCACCGAGUUUCAGUUCCUCUCGAAUACAGAGAGCUUAUAGAAUAAACAACAUCGAAUAUGCAAAACUCCAAGGAAAAUUAAAUCUACUGGAGAAAGAGAAAAUUCAUUCCAAAAGAGUCAUAAACCAAGAUAUACGAUUGAUUUCUUUGACACUAGACUACAUUAACAACUGUAGCGGACACAGUCCUGAAGGCCUAGCACCUGAUUCUGAAGAGGAGUACGAACGAGAAGACGAAGGGCCUUGUUUCAUGUACGGUGAAAGAAUCGUCAGUCGCAAGAAAAGACGGUUCAAGCGUUCACAGUCGGCAGCAAUUAAUAGCAGAAGUUCCAGCAGUUUGUCAUCUAUUCCUUCUGUUUUACCGUCCGCCGUUCGUCCACAAAGUAGUCCUGUCGGUCGAGCCACAUUUGUGACGACUUUGCCGCCCAGAGACAAUGCGGGGGACAACGAUCCCUGUUCAGACAAAGAGUCGCUACACUCCGAGAGCACUUCGUUAUCAUGGAUGUCUGGGUCGUCAAGUCUCACGCGAAAACUCAUAAAAGCAAAUCAAGGACGACCCAGACGAGAAAGUCUGCAUGAAAAAGGAACUAAGCGAGUGCGCAGUCAUAGUUCUGCAAAUAUCCAAUCUCUAACACGACAGUUGAUGCCACUUGAUGGUGGUAGUAAAGGAAAUGCUCGUGAGGAACGCCGCGCAUCUACGUCACUGGGAUGGAAUGCUGGAAUAUCAGAGAUUCUGAACCAAAGGAGACCCACUGUGACAUCUGACGCGUGGAAAUCACACCUUGCUGGUCAGUCUAAAUUUGGUGCUGCUCCUAUGUCAAUGGCCUCACAGAGGCAAAGAAUUAUGAACUGCAAACUGCAGAUUAACGAAGAACGAAAACAUGCCGUCAAUCAAAAGUUUAAAGAUUUUAUGAAAAAGAUUGGUUAAGGAUCCGUUUUUUAAGAGAUUUCUAUUUUUCAUUAGCAGUUGAUAUUUUUCUCAUGUUUAAGAGUACUUUCAACUUUUAUAUUCAGAAUUUUAUAUCAAAUGGUUUAAAGACAUACUAAGAAGGCUCAAAGAUGCUAUAGUUUGUCAUAUUUCGUAUGAAUGAUCCAAUGUAUAAUAAAGCUAAUUUAUAUGCCAUUUUA
This is a messenger RNA of Saccostrea echinata, 1909 nucleotides long. RefSeq lists its product as uncharacterized. Bases 768 to 1709 code for a protein of 313 amino acids. The record is from RefSeq and is a predicted model, not a curated record. NCBI's taxonomy places the organism in Eukaryota, Metazoa, Mollusca, Bivalvia, Ostreida, Ostreidae. The transcript has 2 exons.